Suricata suricatta (meerkat) is the source of this 2177-nucleotide messenger RNA. It is a transcript of the gene CBLN3, whose product is annotated as cerebellin 3 precursor. The transcript has 3 exons. Gene Ontology annotation, molecular function: protein binding. Lineage: Eukaryota; Metazoa; Chordata; Mammalia; Carnivora; Herpestidae. The record is from RefSeq and is a predicted model, not a curated record. Bases 262 to 879 code for a protein of 205 amino acids.
CCAACUGCUGUCACUUCGUGCCCUGCCAAGGAGGAGGGAACUGCAGUGACAGCAGGAGAGAAGAGAGAGAGGCAGGACAGAGCCGUGGGGCACAGAGAGGUAUGGAGAGGGAGAUGCUGAGACCAGGUAACAGUGAGACACAGAGAGAGGGCUGAGAAGCAGGGUGAGGGGUGGUGAGAGUCCCGAAGAAGUGGGAACUGAAAAGAGCAGCAAGAGGGUACAGAAGAGAGGAAGACUUGUGGGUCCCAGAGCCAUUCAGCCAUGCCGGGAGCAAAACGACACUGGCAACCAGGACUCCCACCCAGCCCUGGGCUGUCCUUGGCCCUGAUACUUCUGGCCCUAGGGAAUGGGUGGGCCCAAGAGGGCGCAGAGCCUGUCCUCCUGGAGGGUGAGUGCCUGGUGGUCUGUGAGCCUGGCCGAGCUGCUGCAGGGGGUCCUGGGGGAGCAGCCCUGGGAGAAGCACCCCCAGGAAGAGUGGCAUUUGCUGCAGUCCGAAGCCACCACCACGAGCCAGCAGGGGAGAUCAACAAUGGCACCAGUGGGGCCAUCUACUUCGACCAGGUCCUGGUAAACGAGGGUGGUGGCUUUGACCGGGCCUCGGGCUCUUUUGUGGCCCCUGUUCGUGGAGUCUAUAGCUUCCGGUUCCAUGUGGUGAAGGUGUACAACCGCCAAACUGUCCAGGUGAGCCUGAUGCUGAACACGUGGCCUGUCAUCUCAGCCUUUGCCAACGACCCUGAUGUGACCCGAGAGGCAGCCACCAGCUCUGUGUUACUGCCCCUGGACCCUGGGGACCGAGUGUCCCUGCGCCUGCGUCGGGGGAACCUACUAGGGGGCUGGAAAUACUCGAGCUUCUCUGGCUUCCUCAUUUUCCCACUCUAAGGGUUCAGGCCUUUGACAGACUGAAAUCUAACCCCUGCCCUCUGCCCUUUGCCCUCUCCUACCCCAGAAGCAGCAUCUUUGGAGUAGGAGAGAGGCUCCCUCUGGCUGCCUGUAUUCCACCUUCUCGCAUGGGACCCUGUGCCUAACACCCAAGGUGAAGAGUAGAGCUGUGGUGUCUGGGGACCUGGCCCCCCUCACCUACCCUCCCACCGCAUCCUCCCUCUGCAUCUCUGUGCCUGCACAACAUGGCAGGUGGAGAGGCUUAUGCUACUUUGCAGAGUCUGCUCUUCCUGUUCCUCCACCCCCAGCUUUCUGCUCAGUACUAUUUGGGAACAGGUGGCACAGGUGAGCCUGACAGACCCCUCACAGGGACCCAGAUGGACCAGCCUCAGUGUACCCUGCAGGCCUCUUCCUAUGAGGAGUGCCAGCAUUGCAGAUCUUGGCCAGCAUAGUCAGAAGCAGAGCCAGCAUGGUGUGGGGUAGGGCUGGAAGCUUAGCCGCUAGCAGAAGUGUGGGGAGGGCCACAGAGCAGCCCAGAGCCUGUGGCUGGUGAGGCAGGAAGGGCAUGCGCCCAGCCUGAACAUGGUGUACACUUUUCAUGUGCAUUGGGGCAGCCAGCAGACAGCAAAUCUGGGCAUCAGUCCGUGCCAGGUCCCAGAUGGACUCUGGCCCUCAAAUCCCCACCUAAGAUAAGGUAUGUGUGUGUGUUAGCUCUAGCCAAGAGUGGGGGUACAGCUUCCUUGACAACUGGAGGCAGGGGUAGACAGUCACACGUGGGCAAGUGUUGAUCUCCAAGCAUGGAACAUGUCAAUGACACAGCCGCCUCGUAGAACUGCUCCACCUUUGUGAUCUGAACUUCAGCAACCACAUUGUGACUGCCAUGGCCACCCUGCCAGCUCUCUCAGCUACCUUCACUGUACCUGUUCCAAACGCUCUCUAGCCUCUCUUCUUUCUCCUAAUUUACGUUGUCUUGUCCUCCUUCUUAAAGUUCCUGUUAUCUUAGAUGCUAUGAUUUAUCCCUUCAGCCACUCUCCUGCCAGUAUCAUAAAAUCUCUGAGUCUUACCACACGCUGUCCCAUUCUCCCAGCAUGAAUGAACCUAUCAGUAAAGCAACUAGAGAAUGGUCAAUGAGAAACUGCAGGAGCCCUGAGGAGACAAGAUGCCAUUACAAUUUGGAUCAGGGGUCACAGGACCCAAGCAGGUAUGUCGUAGAGAACAAAAAUGUAAAAUUGUAUAUUUGAGUCAAAUACAAAAGGAAAUUAGUAACGCUUGAAUUAAAUAGGAAACACCAACCUGAA